Molecule: messenger RNA, 2283 nt
Organism: Rhizophagus irregularis DAOM 181602=DAOM 197198
Lineage: Eukaryota; Fungi; Glomeromycota; Glomeromycetes; Glomerales; Glomeraceae
Product: GTPase-activating protein S23
Biological process (GO): COPII-coated vesicle cargo loading; intracellular protein transport; COPII-coated vesicle budding
Cellular component (GO): COPII vesicle coat; endoplasmic reticulum exit site
Molecular function (GO): zinc ion binding; GTPase activator activity
Source: RefSeq, a predicted model, not a curated record
AUGAAUUUUGAAGAAAUCGAAGAACAAGAUGGAACUCGCUUCUCUUGGAAUGUGUUCCCGGCUUCCCGCUUGGAUGCUACAAGAAUAGUAGUUCCUAUAUCUUGUCUUUACACUCCACUUAGAGAGAGGGAAGAUCUACCACCAAUUUAUUAUGAACCAGUAACUUGUAAAGCUCCUUGUCGGGCAAUUUUGAAUCCUUACUGUCAAAUUGAUGUUCGCGGCAAACUUUGGAUCUGUCCUUUCUGCCUUCAAAGAAACGCAUUCCCUCCUCAUUAUAAAGAUAUCUCUAACACUAAUCUUCCUGCCGAGUUGUUGCCUAAGUUUACUACAAUUGAAUAUACUCUUUCCCGUGCUUCUCAAGUUCCUCCAAUCUUUUUGUUUGUGGUGGAUACUUGCUUAGAAGAUGACGAUUUGAAAGCAUUGAAAGACUCUUUGGUCGUCAGCUUAAGUUUAUUACCACCCAAGGCAUUAGUUGGUCUUAUUACGUUUGGUACUAUGACUCAAGUUCAUGAACUUGGUUAUAGUGAAUGUCCAAAAUCAUACGUUUUCCGCGGAACUAAAGAGUUUUCAUCUAAACAAAUUCAAGAAAUGCUUGGUUUGUCAGGACCUGGGGUGCGUCCAGCGAUGCAGAGGACUGGUCAGCCUGGUGUUGCUCAAAAUUUGAGUGCCAGCCGGUUUCUUUUACCAGUUGAGCAAUGCGAUUUUCAAUUGACAUCUAUUUUGGAGCAACUUCAACGUGAUCCUUGGCCAGUUGCCAAUGAUAAACGUCCACAAAGAUGUACUGGUGUAGCAAUGAGCGUGGCCAUUGGUUUAAUGGAGGCCACUUACUCGAACACUGGUGCACGUAUUAUGCUAUUCUGCGGCGGUGCUGCAACAGAAGGUCCUGGUAUGGUUGUGGGUAAUGAAUUAAAAGAACCAAUUCGAUCUCACCAUGAUAUUGAGAAGGAUAACGUAAAAUACUAUAAGAAGGCUACUAAGUUUUAUGAAGCUUUAGCGAAACGUGCAUCAGCAAAUGGUCAUAUUGUUGAUAUCUUUGCUGGAUGUCUUGACCAGGUUGGAUUGCUUGAGAUGAAAUCGCUGGUAAAUUCCACUGGAGGAUUUAUGAUUCUCUCUGAUUCUUUCACAACUGCUAUCUUCAAACAAAGUUUUCAGAGAAUCUUUAAUAAAGAUGCACAAAGCAACUUACAAAUGGGAUUCAAUGCAACUAUAGAUGUUCAGACUACACGAGAAAUGCGAGUAUGUGGCUUAAUUGGUCAUGCUAUCUCAGCCAAUAAAAAAAGUGCAUCAGUUGCAGAGACAGAAAUUGGUAUUGCCAACACAUCAGCGUGGAAAAUGUGUGGAAUAAACCCAAAGACUACAGUGGCGGUAUAUUUUGAAGUAGUCAGUCAACAUGGACAACCACUUCAACCUGGUUCACGUGGAUUGAUUCAAUUUUUAACUCAUUACCAACAUUCUAGUGGACAAUUCCGAUUGCGUGUUACAACAGUUGCCAGGAACUUUGCUGAAGGAAAUAGUCCACAAAUUGCUCAAUCUUUUGAUCAAGAAGCUGCUGCUGUUCUUAUGGCUCGUAUUGCAGUAUUCAAGGCAGAAAUUGAUGAUGGACCAGAUGUAUUGAGAUGGUUGGAUCGCAUGUUGAUUCGUUUAUGUCAAAAGUUUGCUGAUUAUGUAAAGGAAGAUCCUUCAUCAUUUCGCCUUGCAACAAACUUCUCUAUAUAUCCUCAAUUUAUGUUCCACCUUAGAAGAAGUCAAUUUUUACAGGUUUUUAAUAACAGCCCUGAUGAAACAGCCUUCUAUCGCCAUGUAUUAAAUCAUGAAGAUGUAAAUAAUUCUCUGAUCAUGAUUCAACCUACGCUUAUGUCUUACGGUUUCGUCCAACCACCACAGCCAGUACUUUUAGAUUCAAUUUCUAUAAAACCUGAUGUUAUUUUGUUACUUGAUACAUUUUUCCAUAUUCUUAUUUUCCAUGGUGAGACAAUUGCUCAAUGGAGGAAAGCAGGAUAUCAAGACCAAGAAGGUUAUGAAAAUUUCAAAGAAUUACUAGAAGCACCAAAGGCCGAUUCGGAGGAACUUUUGGCGGAUCGAUUUCCUAUUCCUCGUUAUAUUGUCUGUGACCAACAUGGCUCACAAGCUCGCUUUUUACUUUCCAAAUUAAAUCCUUCUACUACACAUGUUUCUGGAAGCAUGUAUGGGACACCACAAGGACAAGCUAUUUUUACCGAUGAUGUUAGUUUACAAGUGUUUAUGGAACAUUUGAAAAAAUUGGCAGUAAGCGGGUCAACAUAA